This is a messenger RNA of Xenopus laevis (African clawed frog), 1956 nucleotides long. It is a transcript of the gene fggy.L, whose product is annotated as FGGY carbohydrate kinase domain containing L homeolog. Gene Ontology annotation, cellular component: cytoplasm. The record is from RefSeq and is a predicted model, not a curated record. NCBI's taxonomy places the organism in Eukaryota, Metazoa, Chordata, Amphibia, Anura, Pipidae. The transcript has 16 exons. The coding region runs from base 33 to 1739 and encodes 568 amino acids. Gene Ontology annotation, biological process: carbohydrate phosphorylation; pentose metabolic process; carbohydrate metabolic process. Gene Ontology annotation, molecular function: D-ribulokinase activity; kinase activity; phosphotransferase activity, alcohol group as acceptor.
UACAGAUACUGAAUUCAGUGCAUCCCUGUGCAAUGCAAUCCCUAGAUACAUUAAAGCUUCAUUUCCAGCAUUCAUAUACACAUAGAAUGCAGCAACAAAAAGGGGAAGAAGUCUACUACGUGGGAAUAGAUGUGGGGACAGCAAGUGUGCGUGUGGCUUUGGUAGACCAGUUUGGAACAGUGGUAGACCAAGUGGAACAGUCAAUCAAAAUAUGGGAACCUCAGCCUGACCACUAUGAGCAAUCUUCUGAUGACAUCUGGGCUGCUUGUUGCCAGGUUACAAAGCAAGUUGUGCGUACCAAAGACCCUAGAUGCAUUCGAGGACUUGGAUUUGAUGCCACGUGUUCUUUAGUGGUACUUGACACACAGUUCCAACCACUGGCAGUGAAUUCACAAGGUGAGCAUAAGAGAAACAUAAUAAUGUGGAUGGACCAUCGCGCUGGAUGUCAAGUUGAUCGUAUAAAUCGCACGAAUCACAAGGUGUUGAGAUAUGUUGGUGGAGUUAUGUCUGUUGAAAUGCAGCCACCCAAGCUCCUUUGGUUAAAGGAAAACUUGCGAGAAGAGUGUUGGAAUAAAUCAGGGCAAUUAUUUGAUCUACCAGACUUCUUAACUUGGAAAGCAACUGGAGACAACACAAGAUCAUUUUGUACACUGGUAUGCAAAUGGACCUAUUCUUUAGAUCACGGAUGGGAUGAUAGUUUUUGGAAGGAGAUUGGGUUGGAGGAUAUUUGCGAGGGGAACUAUGUAAAAAUAGGAAACCAAGUCAUGUCUCCAGGAGCUUCCAUAGGGAAUUGUCUAACUGCCACAGCUGCCAAAGAACUUGGUCUUCCAGAAGGACUUCCAGUGGCUGCUUCACUUAUUGAUGCCCAUGCGGGAGGUUUAGGUGUGAUUGGAGCCAGUCUGAAGGAAUAUGGCCUAGAGGGGGAACAUCAUCCAAUCACAUCCAGAUUAGCCCUGAUUUGUGGAACAUCUUCAUGUCAUAUGGGGAUAAGUGAGAAGCCAAUAUUUGUACCUGGAGUAUGGGGUCCAUAUUACUCUGCUAUGAUUCCAGGUCUCUGGCUGAAUGAGGGUGGUCAGAGUGCUACUGGGAAACUGAUUGAUCAUGUUGUGCAUGGCCACAUUGCUUUUAUGGAAUUAGAAAAUCAAGCUAAAGCCAGGGGCCAACAUAUAUAUACAUACUUAAACAAUCACCUGGAUAAAAUUAAGAAGUCUGGGCCUGUGGGCUUUUUAGCGGCUGAUUUACAUGUUUGGCCAGAUUUCCAUGGGAACCGCUCUCCCUUGGCAGAUCUCACAAUGAAAGGCAUGGUUGUUGGACUGACUUUAUCUAAAAGCUUGGAUGAUUUGGCUACUCUUUACUUGGCCACAAUACAAGCCAUUGCGUUGGGAACAAGGCACAUUCUGGAAACAAUGCAAACUGCAGGCCAUCACAUCAGCACUUUGCAUCUUUGUGGUGGACUGAGCAAGAACCCUCUCUUUGUGCAGAUGCAUGCAGACAUUACUGGCUUACCUGUGGUCUUAUCUAAAGAGGUAGAAUCUGUGCUAGUCGGAGCUGCAAUUCUUGGGGCCUGUGCAUCUGGAGAUUUUCCUUCAAUAAAGGAAGCCAUGGAGAAAAUGUCAAAAGUGGGCAAAAUCAUUUUCCCUAACCACGAAGAUAAAAGAUUUUAUGAUAAGAAGUAUGAAGUAUUUCUAAAGUUAUCUUCUCACCAGAAGGAGUAUCAGGCUAUCAUGGGAAGAAUGUGACUCCAACACCACAUCCUGCAAUGCAACAACAAGAUUUGUAAUUAAAGUACGAAGAUUAAACAACUUAUAAAUUACCAGCGCUUGGCUCUCAUCCAAACCUUGUUGGACCAAAAAAGGGGGUCUAUAGUCUUAAAGGGGAACUAUGGUGAAAUUAAAUAUAAAUCACAUGGAAAUAGGAAACUUUCUAAAUAUAAUCAAUUAAAAACUGGGUACUAUA